Molecule: messenger RNA, 1411 nt
Organism: Hydractinia symbiolongicarpus
Lineage: Eukaryota; Metazoa; Cnidaria; Hydrozoa; Anthoathecata; Hydractiniidae
Exons: 3
Coding region: 510-1349 (279 amino acids)
Source: RefSeq, a predicted model, not a curated record
ACAAUUCAAGAAUUAAAAAAGGAAAAUAAGUUACAUUAGUAGGCUAAGUUUCUCUUCACACUUCUACUCACUCUUAGUUUCGUUACAUUUUUUUUAUUAAAGUGCGAUGAGCCUUCUUUUCUUCAAAGAAUAAUUUCGAAUUUCGAACUAGCAAGAAAAAUUCAUACCUAUUUUGAGCUUGGCUUACACGAGGUCGUUAAGGAUAUAGAAAGCAACAAUCUCAUUGGUUGUCUGUUGUGCCAGGGCCUGGUACGAGUUUCUACCUCACUUGCGACUUUCGCCUUCAAGCGAAAUAUAAAAUUCAGGACUCACGUCAUAUAUCUUCGUUUCUAAAAAGUAAAGAUAGCUGUGACACCACGUAAUUCAAAUUGUGUUAUAUAUUAGAGGUUUGCCAUUGAGCAUAGAGUAAAUCUGUUAUUUUGAUUAAUGGUUUUACAUAUGUAUUGCUUGAAUAUUCAUAAACUGCCUUUCUAAAAAAACAUUAAGAAUAAACCAUUACCGAAGAAAAGAUGGUCUCUCGAAUUUUAAGUAUUCUGGUAUCAUUACUUUUUAUAAAAUACAUACUGUCAAAUCAAAACAUUUAUGUCAUACAUAGUGUUAACUGUAUUGGAAAUGGGAAGAUUACCAACUACGCAAAAAGACAAUUGCGAACAUCGUGUUUGCUAAACUGUGGAAACGACAAAAAUUGCGAUAAAGCAUUUUAUAAGCCAGAGGAAGGAAACAGCAUGUUUGGGGAAUGUUGGUUUGUCAAAGAAGAAGGCGGAAAUGAAGUUGAUUUGCUACAAAAUACAGUUGCUGCAGAAAUAGAGACAUUUCAGGAUGUCUCUUAUUGUGGACGGAACACAUGUAAAUAUGGAAGAUGUGAGAACACGAACACCGAAGCGCAGCACAUAUGCCAUUGCGAUUAUGAAGAUUGGAAGCUACAAGCGACGAAUGUUUGUUUUGGCGCGAAAAAUGAUAGUUACGGAAAUUUCACAUUACGUGAUGAUGGCAUAUUAACAAAGCUAAAACUCCAUCAUAACGGCGACGCAACAUUAAACUGUAAUUUCAACCAAGGCGUCAGUCACUCUCGAUGGGGAUGCGCUCACUACGCUACUGGGCUUCUUGGUAUUGCGAUUACUAACGAAGAAAACAUUAUUAUGUUUCCAAAUCCGCCACCAAUUCACUUUACUUACAACCUUCCUGGAUACAAUGACAGCUCUCCAUUUAUUGUAUUUCAGAAUUACAACAUACCAGCAAAGAUUGACGACGAGUUUCGCAUCUGGUACCUUGAAGAUUUUGGGUUAUCUCAAGAAGAUGAUAACUCGGGAAGAUCAUGCACAGAUGUAUAUGCUGUCUUCUGUGAUUAAAAUGAAUUUAUUUAUUUAAUUGUAAACCCGAUCAAUAUUAAUUUUAAGGACAUUUGCGUACA